GCUGCGCAAAUGCGAGCUGCUGCGCUGCUGCGCUUCAUAGCUGUAGUCGUAGAGAUAAGCUGUAGAAUAAUGUUUGCCUAAUUGAUGAACGGGUCAGACGUCGAUGAGGAGAGAGUUGACGAUGCAAGACUGACACGUUCGGGAUCACGAAGGAUCCCGCACGUGUUCCAGGCCCUAGAACCGGGAGAAGAAAGACGACUUCGUGCCGAACACAGAGCCCGUGCACUAGCAGCAGCUAGGGAAACAGCGAACGCCGCAGCUAGGGAACAGGCUGCAGCAGCAGCCAGAGCAGUAGCCAUGUCUUCUGCAGCAGCAUCCUCGGUUGCGUCCUUGUCUGGGACCAAUGGGACCAUGUUGGGAAUGCCCACAGGGUCCCCGGGUACUUCCAGUUCAGUAGGGUCUCGGCAGUCUACAAGUCAAAUGGCGGGCUCGCAGUUCAGCCCGUUGACUCCUCGCGAAAGGGAGCUUCUAGAGCUCAAACAGGUCGAAAGGAUCCGUGAACGAUUAGAGAGGGAACUGAAACAGGCAACCGAUAGAGAAAGAGAGAUCAAAAAUAGAACAGCCAGGCUUGAAACGUUAGAGGCAGACAAAGCUGAGUUAGAGGGUUUGGAUGAGUCAGGAGUGUAUGACUCAAUGAAAACAUUGAGGAACAAUAUGUUGUCGCUGCAUGCGCACGUGGACAACCGAUUGGACUUUAUGCAGAACACUCUAGACCAGAUCCUGGACAUUUUGCAAAGGCCAGGAUACAGGCCACUAGCACAGUCGCCGUUGCCGUUAAUGGUGAUGUCUGGCCCCUUUCCCAUACAAGCUGGCACACAACCAAGUGGCACGUCUGCAGCAACUGCACAGACUGUUGCUUCUUCUUCUUCGGGUCCAGCGGUGGGAGCUACACCACCGCAACAACCUGUUGCUCAACAGGGACAGCCGCAAGGUCAAUGGUAUCCUAAGACCCCGAUGAAACCGCCUCUUGCCUUCUCAGGCGAGAGGAAGGACGGAGAACUCAACACUUGGUUGAGAACAGUUCCGGUUUGGGUGAAGGCAAAGAGGCCAGAGAACGAAGUGGUUACUGUUGCAUCUUACCUCGAGGGUAAGGCAGCCAAAUGGCUAGAUGGUAUAGUAACAAAGGCCAGGUAUGGACGACGUAUGGCGGACAGGGCUAAGUCUAUUACGUUAGACCAGUUCUUUGAGAUGGUAGAAGCUCGCUGGCACAAUCCUCAGCAGACACAAAUGGCCACUGAUGCGAUAAACAGACUAGAUCAAAUAAAGUUCAAGUCAGUCAGAGAGCUUACGACUACCGUGGGAAGUCUCAUCGUUGUCCCCGGCAUCAACUACGACAACCAGUUCCUUUUCACAACCUUUGUUAGAUGUCUUCCAGAGAACCUCAGGAACUUGCUGGCCAGCGAGGCUCGCCUCGAGUACCACUCGUUUGAGACAUUGUUUAGAAAAACCUUAGACUUAGAGGCUACACUAGGGAAUGCUCAACCCACUCAGAAUGACGCGAGGAAGAAGAAGAGUCCGCAGGAAUGGAAAAAGAAGGGGGCCAAGUUGAUGAUGGUUGAGUCUGAUGGGACUCAAACAAAAAUUGAUGAGCUCACAGACCUGCUGGACGGUUCAGAGUUUGACGGCGAGGAGAUUGCUGAGGGUAGCACCCUCGCCGCAGUAGUCAAGGCUAAGGCGGGUGACCGAGGGAAGGGCCAUCCAAAGAGUCAAGGGAAGGCCACCUCCAAUCAGACCAAAGUGGUUGAUAGGGUCAAGGCAGGUUUUGAUCAAGACGUGUGGCGGGACCGCCAACACACCAUGAAUCGGAUCUUCCAUGACCAUUUAGAUAAGUUUGUCGUGGUUUACCUUGACGACAUUUUGAUCUUCAGUAAGUCUGCCGAGGAGCAUGCACAGCACGUUGAGACUGUACUUUCACUCCUGCGACAGCACAAGUAUAAGGUCAACCUAGAGAAGUGUGAGUUUGGUCGCACUAAGAUAUUAUACUUGGGUCAUGUAAUAUCCGCGGAAGGGAUUAGGCCGGAAGAUGCGAAGGUGGCUAGUAUUCGAGACUGGCCACGGCCUCAGACUGUCACUGAGGUCAGAUCUUUCUUAGGAAUGUGCGGCUACUAUAGGAACUUCGUAAAGAACUAUUCUACAGUCGCCUCUCCUUUGACGGAUCUAACUCGACUUGACACGCCGUGGGACUGGGGUGAUGAGUGCGAGGGUGCUUUCAAGCGAUUGAAGCAUGCACUCAUGAAUCAUGAAGUUCUCAUGGUUCCCGAUCCUCAAAAGCCAUUCAUAGUAACCACUGACCCAAGCCAAUACGACAUUGGCGCAGUGCUGGCUCAGCAGGAUGGGAAGAAGUUGAGACCGAUUGAGUACAUGAGCAAGAAAAUACCAUCGAAGAAAUUGGCAAAGUCCACCUACGAAAGGGAACUCUAUGCUCUCUACAAGGCACUUGUCCAUUGGAGACAUUUUCUGUUGGGACGGUUCUUCUACUUGAGAACUGACCAUCAGACGCUCAAUCGGAUCAAGACUCAACCGGCUCUUUCUGAUGCACUCAAGCGAUGGAUUGAGGUCAUAGAUCAAUAUGACUUCAAGCUUGAGUAUCUGAAGGGAGAGUACAACAAGGUUGCAGAUGCGCUAUCACGUAGGGCAGACUACCUAGGGGCGCUAGUUUCUGACUUUGGUGUAUCGGAAGAAUAUGAGAAGUUGCUGCAGCAAGCUGUCAAGCAUAUCAAGAAAACUCAGCAAGCAAUGAUUGCUUCUGAGAACAAGCAUCGACGACAGUCCUCAUUUCAGGUAGGGGAACGUGUCUGGGUCAAGGUUAGUGAGCUAGGACAGGAAUUCGGUAUCUCUAGAAAACUAAUGCCUCAGCAUUUUGGUCCCUGGGAAGUCCUGGAUAUAGUGGGGGAUGAGAUGGAUGGUCCUACCUAUGUUAUCCGUAUCCCUGGACGCCUACGCACUUACCCCAUCUUUCAUGCCUCAAAGCUUGCACCUUUUGCUGAGACUGAUCAAUUCCCUUCAAGGAGAUCGAUGCUGCCCCCAACCAUGGAUGGUCAAGUGGACAUCGACGACAUUGUGGAUCACAGAGAUCUGCCUGUUCAGAAGCCAUUGGGUAGAGGAAGACCUCCUAAGCCCAAGAGAGAGUAUCGCUUCAGAUUCAGGCAUCAUACGGAUCCAAAGGAAGAUCGGUGGUUCACCAGAGAGGAACUGAUUGACACAGCUCCUCAGGUGGUGGCAGAAUAUGAAAGGAACUUGAAAGGGAAGGCACCUGCGAAGUAAGCAUCUCAGCGGACUUUCGAAGCUAAGUGGGAUGGAAUGUGAGGAUUAAGCCCUCAAGAAGGGGCCUUGCCAUGGUGUACAUGUUCUGGGCUAAGGCCCCAGCAAGCCUAGUGCCCGCCCUAAGUGAAGGCGGGCCAGUAAAUCAACAAGAGCCCU
Messenger RNA from Chara braunii, 3420 nucleotides. Lineage: Eukaryota; Viridiplantae; Streptophyta; Charophyceae; Charales; Characeae. The record is from the annotation of a GenBank genome assembly.